Molecule: messenger RNA, 948 nt
Organism: Panthera uncia (snow leopard)
Lineage: Eukaryota; Metazoa; Chordata; Mammalia; Carnivora; Felidae
Product: olfactory receptor 5H2
Exons: 1
Coding region: 19-948 (309 amino acids)
Biological process (GO): sensory perception of smell; G protein-coupled receptor signaling pathway
Cellular component (GO): membrane
Molecular function (GO): G protein-coupled receptor activity; olfactory receptor activity; odorant binding
Source: RefSeq, a predicted model, not a curated record
GCAACACCCAGUGAGGACAUGGGAAAGGAAAAUGCAACAUUGCUGACAGAGUUAAUUCUCACAGGACUCACAUAUGAACCACAGUGGCAAAUCCCCCUAUUCCUGGUGUUCUUGGUUAUCUAUCUUCUCACCAUUGUGGGGAACCUUGGUCUGAUUGCCCUCAUAUGGAAUGAACCUCAGCUUCACAUCCCCAUGUACUUUUUCCUUGGAAGUUUGGCAUUUGUGGAUGCUUGGAUAUCAUCCACAGUGACCCCCAAGAUGCUGGUCAACUUCUUUGCCAAGAGUAAGAUGAUCUCUCUCUCUGAAUGCAUGGUACAAUUUUUUUCCUUUGCAAUCAGUGUAACCACAGAAUGUUUUCUGCUGGCAACAAUGGCUUAUGAUCGCUAUGUGGCCAUAUGCAAACCAUUACUUUACCCAGUGAUUAUGUCCAAUACACUAUGCAUCCGGCUGUUAGUUUUGUCAUUUUCAGGUGGCCUUCUUCAUGCCAUAAUUCACAAUGCUUUGUUAUUCAGAUUAACCUUCUGUGAUUCCAUCAUAGUACAUCACUUUUACUGUGACAUUAUGCCAUUGUUUAAGAUUUCUUGUACUGACCCUUCUAUUAAUUUUCUGAUGGUAUUUAUUUUCUCUGGGUCAAUACAAGUAUUCACCAUUUUGACUGUUCUUGUCUCUUACACACUAGUUCUUUUUACAAUCUUAAAAAAGAAGUCUCUACAAGGCAUACAGAAAGCUUUCUCUACUUGUGGAGCCCAUCUUUUAUCCGUAUCUUUAUACUAUGGCCCCCUUCUCUUCAUGUACGUGCGCCCUGGAUCUGCACAGGCAGAUGAUCAAGAUAUGAUGGACUCUCUAUUUUACACUGUCAUAAUUCCUGUGUUAAAUCCAAUUAUCUAUAGCCUGAGAAAUAAGAAAGUCAUAGAGUCAUUGAGUAAAAUGUUAAAGAGAAAUGCUUAG